AUGGACAGGAUACCCGGGACCGAGGGCGGCGAUGUCGCAGACGAUUCAAUUGUCCGCCAGACAUCGCCGCCAAUUGUUGCCUUUGACAGAGCCGCCGACAGCAAGACGCAAAACGCGCAGGUUGCAGCGGGCGUGCUGCUGGGCACGAGCGACGAGGAUCGCGGUGCUGGUGAUGGGAAUUCAGUCGCGACGUCGAAUGGGCGCGGCUCAAGGACGAGACGCGGGACGCCGCUGGCGAGGCUGAAGCAUGUCUUGAUGACGUUUGGCAAGUUUGUGGGACCUGGCUUUAUGGUUUCUGUUGCGUACAUCGAUCCUGGUAAUUACUCUACCGACAUUGCGGCGGGCUCUUCGUACCGCUUCAAGCUCCUCUUCAUCGUCCUGCUCAGCAACCUCUUCGCCAUCCUCCUCCAGAGCCUCGCCAUCCAGCUGGGCACCGUCACGGGCCUUGAUCUGGCAGCGGCAUGUCGUGCUUACUUACCCCGAUGGCUCAACUACUUUCUCUACGUGCUCGCUGAAGUUGCCAUCAUCGCUACUGACAUUGCCGAGGUCAUUGGCACGGCCAUUGCGCUCAACCUCCUCAUCCCCAAGCUGCCUCUUGUUGCCGGCUGUGCUCUCUCCAUCCUCGACGUCAUGGCCAUCCUCGUCUUUUACCGCCCCGACGGCUCCAUGAAGGGCCUCCGCGUCUUCGAGUUCUUCGUCCUCCUCCUGGUCCUCGGCGUCGUCAUCUGCUUCUGCAUCCAGCUCUCCCUCAUCCAGCACACCAGCGUCGGCGAGGUCUUCAAGGGCUACCUCCCCUCUUCGGCCAUUGUCCAGUCCGACGGCCUCUACCAGGCGUGCGGCAUCCUCGGCGCCACCGUCAUGCCUCACAGCCUGUACCUCGGGUCCGGCAUCGUCAAGCCGCGCCUCAGGGACUACGACCAGAAGCACAACCUCAUGCCCCAGGAACCCGUGUCGGCGGCGUCAUCCACCAUGGACGAGAAUUACGACAAGGUCUACUACAUUCCUUCUCUGGCCGCCAUCAAGCACUGCCUCAAGUACUCCAUCACCGAGCUGGCGCUGUCGCUCUUCACUUUUGCCCUGUUUGUCAACUCCGCCAUCCUCAUCGUCGCCGGCGCCUCGCUGUACGGCAACCCAGACGCCCUUACCGCAGACAUCUUUGGCAUCCACCAGCUGCUUUCCAAGAGCAUCUCGUCCGGCGCCGGAACCAUUUUCGCCCUGGCACUCCUCCUUUCGGGUAUCUCGGCCGGUAUCGUAUGCACCAUUGCCGGCCAGAUGGUCAGCGAGGGCGCCCUGCGAUGGAAGAUGAAGCCCUGGUUACGACGCCUCAUCACGCGAUCCAUCAGCAUCACACCUUCCAUCAUCAUCGCCGGCGCUGUUGGGCAAACGGGUCUCGACAAGGCCCUCAACGCCUCUCAAGUGGUGCUCAGCACCGUGCUACCGUUUGUGACAUUCCCGCUCAUCUACUUCACUGCCCGGACGCGGUACAUGACGGUGCAGCCCGGCCCAGCCCGACUCCAAAUCGAGUCGAGGGAAGACGGCCGGCCGAUUGGCCAGCAAGGCAAGGACAUGUCCAACGGCUGGGUGCUCAUCAUUCUCAGCGCCCUCGUCUGGCUGCUCAUUGCAAUCAUGAAUGUCGCGAACCUAGUAUUGUUAGGACUAGGCAAUGCAUGA
This is a messenger RNA of Trichoderma aggressivum f. europaeum, 1671 nucleotides long. RefSeq lists its product as uncharacterized. Gene Ontology annotation, cellular component: membrane. NCBI's taxonomy places the organism in Eukaryota, Fungi, Ascomycota, Sordariomycetes, Hypocreales, Hypocreaceae. Gene Ontology annotation, biological process: iron ion transport; intracellular manganese ion homeostasis. The transcript has 3 exons. Gene Ontology annotation, molecular function: cadmium ion transmembrane transporter activity; manganese ion transmembrane transporter activity. The record is from RefSeq and is a predicted model, not a curated record. Bases 1 to 1671 code for a protein of 556 amino acids.